Armigeres subalbatus is the source of this 2126-nucleotide messenger RNA. RefSeq lists its product as uncharacterized. Gene Ontology annotation, cellular component: membrane. The transcript is spliced from 3 exons. The coding region runs from base 289 to 1980 and encodes 563 amino acids. The record is from RefSeq and is a predicted model, not a curated record. Lineage: Eukaryota; Metazoa; Arthropoda; Insecta; Diptera; Culicidae.
UCAGUAUCAGCCAUCUCAAGUAGUUCAGCGCAAACGUUCCGUUUACCGUCCGGAUUAUAUCCACCAACAGAUCUCGGUCGUAACUGCACCGCACGUGACUUACACAGUGAAGAAAGUGAUUGAGCGUUCUAAGUGAGCUCUAGCAGAGAAUUGGAGUGAAUUAAUUUCUUGCCACACUAUCCCGAUUGCCGCAUUUUGUCACCUUUAUGGAGUCUGCUGUGGAACGUUAUACGGUACCAGAUACAGCCCGAGUCAGACAGCUAAGUCCGACGCAGUUGCACCAGGAGAAUGGUGCCGAAAGCGGAAACAGAUGAGCCCCGGACCGGGAAAAAUGGAACCAUCAAAACCAAUGGCAGCACCGGCGCGAGCGGCCGCAUCAUCAAUCCUCACCUGGUGCUGCUGAAGGUUUCCCUGUUCCUGAUAUUCGGGGCCACGUCGUCCCUGGUGCCCUAUCUGACGGUGCACAUGCAAAGCAUCGGCCUGACGGUGGAAGAAAUUGCAGCCGUUUAUUUGACACUGCUCUUCACGACCUGCCUCAGUCCACCGAUAACUGGAUACAUCGUCGAUAGGUUCGGUCGGUACAAACCGGUUCUGAUUGUUAUACUGGUGUUGAACUUGGCGGCUCAUCACUCAUUGAACCUGGUCCCAGUUAGAGCACCGUGGAUGCUGAGAACGCUGGAACCGGAUGCAGUGCGGAACGGGAUGAACAAUGGAACUCUUACUUUGGAAAACCCGUGCAACGACUUGGAGUGUCCAACGAUAUCAUUUCUGGAGAAAAAGCUCAAUGAAAAAUGCACAACCGGUGCAGGCAAUUCAUCUCAAAUAGAAAUGAUUGUUUCUCAUUUAGAGGAAAGAAUUUCUUGUGGGCUGUUAACAAUUCCAAUCUGCAUUUCUACACACCCAAUAGACGAAGGAAACUCAUCAUUCUUCAUACAAUGCCGCAACACUGUCGAGUACGACCAAACAUUCUGGUACUAUCUCCUGAUUCGAUUCAUUUCCACCACAAUGCUGACAGCCACUUUGACGAUCACCGAUCCCAUCGCUCUGGCCAUGAUUGAGCAGUACGGAGGAGAUUUCGGACGGGAGAAACUAUUCUCUAGCGCUGGAAUGGCAAUUUUCACUCCCCUCACAGGUCUCAUGAUCGAUCACUAUUCCAAAGGUUCCAGCAGCACGAACUACACACCAGCAUUCUACACAUACGAUGUGCUUCUUGGACUUUCCCUGAUAGCAGUGUUUCUACUUCCGGUUGGAAAGAAACGUCCCUCGGAAAGCAUCAUGCAGCAUUUGUGGGAAAUACUGCGGCUGCCACACGUGCUGCUGUUCUUGUUCUUUCUGUUUUUCCUGGGAAAUUUCUGGGGAUUCAUCGAAAGCUAUAUGUUCGUAAUCAUGAAAGAAAUGGGAUCCCCAAACUAUCUGCUUGGUUUGACCUACACCGUUGGAACGGUGACCAGCAUUCCGAUGAUGUACCUCACGAAACCAAUCACACGCUGGGCAGGACACGUCAAUCUGCUGGUGUUGGCAUUUUUUGCACACGCUACCAGAAUUCUCGGUUACUCUUUCAUGGAGAAUCCGUUCUGGUGUUUCCCGGUGGAGCUCAACGAGGCGAUAUCCUGUUACUUCAUGUGGGUGGUAGCUACGAUGUAUUGUACCGUGCUCGCACCGAACAGUUUGGUGGCCACUUUGAUCGGGGUGUCCGGAAUGGUUCACUUUUGUUUGGGUAAAGGAAUCGGUGCCUUUUUUGGAGGCUAUCUGAUGGCACAGUUCGGAACCAGGAUGGCAUUCCGCUACAUGGGAUACAUUGCUAUAGUUUGUGGAUGUUGCUAUAAAUUCCUUCAUAUUGUCUGGCUGAAAAAGUACGAUAAACACCAAGCUACCGAAGUGGAUGAUAUUGGGAAGCGCGGUGACCAAGAGAGGAGAAUAUCGCUAGUUCCCAAGUUCAGUCAGUUUGGAAGUGUUCCUGUGCUAAAUGACCAGAGUUAACCUCCAUGAACAUGCAAGUAAGGAACCUGCUGAAGUUCCCAAAACAAGCAAGAACGAUUAAGCAAGUGGGCUCGAUAUCAUUUAGUGAGCUGAUCGCCUUGAGUGUUCUGAAAUAAUAUGUACAUCAAUCAGUAAACCAAAGCCAA